Molecule: messenger RNA, 594 nt
Organism: Bipolaris zeicola 26-R-13
Lineage: Eukaryota; Fungi; Ascomycota; Dothideomycetes; Pleosporales; Pleosporaceae
Exons: 4
Coding region: 1-594 (197 amino acids)
Biological process (GO): protein deglycation, glyoxal removal; guanine deglycation, glyoxal removal
Cellular component (GO): nucleus; cytosol
Molecular function (GO): protein deglycase activity
Source: RefSeq, a predicted model, not a curated record
AUGCCCAAAGCCUUGAUCCUUGUUGCAGAUGGAUCUGAAGAGAUUGAGUUUGUCACUCCUUAUGAUGUGUUGACCCGAGCGGGAUUCGAAGUCAAGAGUGUAGGUGUAUCGCUCCAAAACGAAGCAUAUGCCCACAUGUCACGUAAUAUCCGCAUUGUACCUGACUACUCGAAUCUCAACUCUGUCCCUUUGCAACCUGCUCAUGAGCACUUUGACGUGCUCAUUCUACCUGGGGGCGGACCGGGAUCGAAGACCUUUUGCGAGAGCGAUGCCGUUUUGAAACUAAUUCAUGACUUCCAACAGGCUGGGAAGUGGGUUGCUGCAAUCUGUGCAGCGACUACUGCACUAGUCGCUUCAACGAAGAAGUUUGACAAAGAGAAGAAAAGGGUCACCAGUCACCCGAGUGUGGCAGAAGAAAUCAAAGUUGGGGGCUGGCAGUACAGUGAAGAUCGACUGGUCGUGGAUGGAAAGGUCAUCACGAGUCGCGGACCGGGCACUGCGAUGCUGUUUGCGCUCACGAUUGUUGAAGUCAUCAGCGGAAAAGAGAAGAGAGACGAGAUUGCAGGACCCAUGGUACUAGCUGAGAAGUUGUAG